AAUAGAAAUAUUGGCGGCGCGGUGUUCAAAAGACAAAACAUGACGAUCAUGGUUUCUUGAUCAUGUACUGCAAUCUUGUGUUUUGUUGGCAUAUGGUAUAUGAGAGGCAAUGAUACCUUUGUAAGACAUGAAAGCCCAGUGUUGCAUCUGUGCUGAACAUUUUAUCAAUGACCCGUCAGUGGCCAUAGCAGCUGUCCAGUGUGGGCACACUUUCCAUGAAGGCUGUCUAUCCACAUGGCUGAAGAACUCUAACACCUGUCCCAGCUGUCGAAGUCGGGUCGAUCCCUCGCGAGUCAUAAAUCGUCUCUUUUUUGAUGGAGACGAUGACAGUGGAAAUGAUGAUACUGAUGUAGGGCAGUUAAAGAACACAAUACAAAGUUUACAGGCAGACAAACGCACAACAGAGCUCAAGGUGAAAGAACUCAACAGUGACAAUGAAUCAUUGCAGAAAAAACUGAAGACUGUGAAAAAAGAGAAAGAUUUAGCGGAAACAAAGUACUUAGAAGAGCAAUCAAAUAUAUCAAGUUUGAAAAAACAACUGCAGUUUUAUCAAGUCCAGCAAAAAUGUAUUGAGAAGGAGAGAGAGACAUGUUCAAAGAUUAAACAGAAAUUUUCACAGUACCAAAACAUUGAGAGACUAUUGACAGCAUGUGAAGUUGAUAUCAAAGAAACCAUCCAACAAUAUGGUGAUUCAAGUAAAGAAAGUGUACAGAACCUUGCUACUUAUUGUAGCAUGCUGAAAAGGGAAUACGACAAAAUCAAAUUCGAGAAGAAAAAUGUCAAGUCAGAAUUUGAAAAAUUCAAGAGAGAAAACAUGUCCAAAGAUCACAUUCUUCAAGAGAAGGAAAGGGAGAUAACGCACCUUAAGGAGCAACUAGCUCACUCUGAGGAAGAUCUCAAAAAGGUGGAAAAAGAGAAGCAUUCCCUAAAAAGGAAAAUCUUGAAUUAUCGCAAAGCAGUUCAAAGUCCAAAUGGAGAGAAUGUAGCCAGUGUUAGUUUUGUGGAUAAAAUGAUGAGUGAAAGUCCAUUUGGGAAUUUGAAGGACAAUGUGGACUCUCCUGUUUUAUUUGAUGAUUCCACAGAAAAAGUGAAAGAAGUGGACCUGGAGGAGUAUACCAAGAAGUCAGUGUCUCCAGAAAUAUUGAAAUCAUCGAGCACCCUAAAUUCUCAGAACAAACGCCCAAAUGACUCAGGAACAGAGGUCAAGUACCUAAAAAUAGGAUCAGCCAGUCAGAAGCCGGUGAAGAGACAGAAAUGUGAUGAUCUGGCAGAAGUUCAGGGACUGAGUCAUUUCAAUAUAUUCAAGAAAAAAUCAGGAGUAGGGGACUAUAGUUCUUCCAUCAGGAAAGGCUUCAAUGGACUGGGUUGUGUAGAAACAUUCACGGAACCCUCGGGGAGACCUAAGUUCACUGUGCCAAAAAGGUCCAUCAGUCGAGUGAGUAAGAAUGGUAAAAUGCUGAAGGUUCCGUCUUUACCAACUCUUGAUAAUUUUGUUGUGCUUGACUGAUUAUUCCUUAAGAUUUCUACCUCAUCGUAUGGUGCUAUUGGUAUACACACAUGUAAUACAUUAUAGGUAAUUGUUAUAUGGAAAUCAUGAGAUGGGUGAAAUUAUUGUUACUUGGAUAUUUGGAAAUUGUAACUGAUUUUAGGUGAAAAAACUAUUCAGUUAUCCUUUAAGUGCUAAUCAGGAUCUUAAAAGUAAAAAGAAUAUUACUAAAACAUAGAGAGUCAUUUGUUUCAAGAUGUUUUAAUAUCUAUGAACAAUUCAGUGUAAAGUUAGCUGCCCACAUCUAUGUCUUUGUUGUCUCUCUCAGUAAGGAAUUAACAUCCCACUGUACAGUAGAGCUGUGUAUGAGUAUCUGAUUCGAAAUUCUCUACUUUUGUGCAGUGAUGACACAUUUAUUUAUAUGAUACACACUGAACAUGCAUAUGUAAAUAAUUUUUUUGCAUUAAAUUUUUA
Molecule: messenger RNA, 1960 nt
Organism: Saccostrea cuccullata (small rock oyster)
Lineage: Eukaryota; Metazoa; Mollusca; Bivalvia; Ostreida; Ostreidae
Product: E3 ubiquitin-protein ligase TRAIP-like
Exons: 3
Coding region: 128-1507 (459 amino acids)
Biological process (GO): protein ubiquitination; replication fork processing
Cellular component (GO): site of DNA damage; nucleus
Molecular function (GO): ubiquitin protein ligase activity
Source: RefSeq, a predicted model, not a curated record